AGUGAAGCCUGUAAACGGUUACCAAGAUCAUGUGAAGAUUUGGCCAGAAAUAUUUUCAACUUUUUAAAAAGUUCUUCAAAACGCCAAUGUGAGUUCUCUCAGUUUCAAACAUUUUUAAAUUUGGAUCCCCAUAAAAUUUUACAUCCAUCACAAACUCGAUGGCUGUCUUUAACUGCAGUAGUAGACAGAGUUAUAGAACAAUGGGAUGCACUGAGAUUAUACUUUGUAGAUACUGUUUUAGUACAGCGGCUUCUGUCAACUGAACAUAUCCUUGCUGCUUUGAAUGACCCUUUUAUGAAGUUAUUUUAUUAUUUCUUGCAAUGGGCUCUUCCUAAAUUUACAAGAUUUAACCAAUUCUUUCAGACAGACUCUGUUGUUAUUACUGAUUUGCAUGAAAAGAUUGUUUCACUCUACAAAGAGCUUCUAUUAUGUUUUUUGAAAAGGGACUAUGUUAUGAGAACUCCUCUAGUAAAUAUAAAUCCCAUGAAUGGGCAAUAUCAAAUCACAGAUAAUGAACUGUAUCUGGGAACUAAGGUAUUAAUGCAUAAGGACAAUCCGGAUAUUUUAAGUAAUAAUAACCAACGUAAAGACUUUUUUGAAAGGUGUCGUCAGUUCUUACAAACAUCUUCUUCAGAAAUGAAAAAAAGAUAUAAUAUGGCUGAUCCUGUCUUAACAGAAUUAUUUAGUUUUAAACCAAAAAAUGCUUUGUCAUUAGAAUUUAGAAACACUAAGCCUUCUCUUGUCAAUCUAAUUAAAUUAGUUCCUUGUAUCAUUAAUAUUAAUGAUCCCCGAAUACAAGUCAUUGAUGACGAAUGGCGUAAAUUACCUAUUUCAAUAAGUUCACUUCCAGAUGAAAUUGAAAAUAUGAUUGAACCGGAUACAUUUUGGUGGUCUAUUAAAAAGUUUAGCAUCGAAAAUGAUACUCAAGAAUUUAUUCAACUAUGUAAUUUUGCACUGGCUUUGCUUAGUUUACCACAUGCAAACGCGGAUUGCGAACGAAUAUUCUCUUCUGUAAAUUGUAUGAAAACCAAGAUCAGAUCAAAAUUAAUAACUGAAACUAUAAGGGGGCUACUUCAUACAAAACAAUGUAUAAAAGGUGGCAGUAAAAGUCAGAAUAAUUGUACUAACUUUGAACCCACUAAUGCCAUGUUAAGUAGAAUGACUGCAAAUUCUCUAUAUAGUAAAUGCGAAGAGUCAAUAUUUUCUGAUUUAAAUGUUGAACCAACUUACCAAGUUACUGAAAUGGACUGUGAUGAAAUAGUUAUGGUAAACAGUUAUGGUAACCUAACCUACAGCCGCUAUGGUAAACUGACUACAUUCUUGAAAGGAAAAAAUCGAUAA
Molecule: messenger RNA, 1341 nt
Organism: Myzus persicae (green peach aphid)
Lineage: Eukaryota; Metazoa; Arthropoda; Insecta; Hemiptera; Aphididae
Exons: 4
Source: RefSeq, a predicted model, not a curated record